This is a messenger RNA of Drosophila guanche, 1129 nucleotides long. RefSeq lists its product as uncharacterized. NCBI's taxonomy places the organism in Eukaryota, Metazoa, Arthropoda, Insecta, Diptera, Drosophilidae. The record is from RefSeq and is a predicted model, not a curated record. Bases 59 to 643 code for a protein of 194 amino acids. The transcript has 2 exons.
AGUUGGGAACUUUGUAGGAACUCCCCCAUCUAGAUCUUAGUUUCGCAGAGUUUGCGCCAUGAAGCUGUUGCUGCUCUGUGCAGUUUGUUUCUACCUCUUUGCCCACACAGAAAACAGAAGGAACUAUGGUCGCAAUCUUGCCUGCUUGACACACAACAGAUACAAGCACGAGAGCUCCUGUUCCGGACCACGUCGCAUUUUCUAUGCCUUCCAUCGCAUCAUCUUCAACUGCACAAAGGUGUUUACCCGGUGCCCCAAGUUUCACAGGCACAACGAGUACCCAACUAUGAAGCUGUGCCAGGAUGAUUGCUACUUUCACAUGAAAAUACCCACAUCAAAGAAGCCAGCGAAUGAUUCGGGCAAUGCCACCACAACCGAAGCGCCAGCGGAUGACAAAAAGAAAGGCAAACCCAAGUCGGGCCUAGAGGAUGUUGGCACUGGUGAGGAGCAAGACGAUAAGACCAAGGAGCAAAAGAAAGAUGACGACGCGAAGGCGAAUGAGAAUCCAGCAGCACUUAGACGUGCAAAUCCUUACCUCCAAGUGGGUCGCCGAGGGGCUGCAAAAAGUCAAAAGAAACAGUCGCCACGUGUCCUCAGUAACUUGACUCAAAGGCGUAGAAGGAGAUCGAGAAGAUAUCAUUAAAUGAAAAGUGUUUGGCAAUGGAUAAAGAUUCCCAGCAGAAUUUCUCCAUUUCGUAUGGCAAAUAGAUUGGUCAUAGCUCAAACGAAUUAGUUGCACCCAAAAACCACUUCGAGUUCCCACACUUUGCCUUAGUUCAACCUCCAAACUCCAGCGAUGUGGACCCCACAAACUCUGAUCUGUCUGCUCCUCUUAUGGUCAUGCUCCACUCCUGCGAGCUCCGAUCGCUGCCUGGAAGCGAACCAAGGCACGUCAGUGUCCUGCACGGGCGCACCGCAGCUCACCUUCUACUACGAUUCGGUGGGCAAAAAGUACGCCUCGAAGAGAUCCAAAUGCCGUUCCAGCCCCGUGGCCAAUAUGUUUGCCACGCGACAAUUGUGUCUGGCCGAGUGCCAGCAUCAUAUGCUCAGAGAUUGAGACGCAUUUCACUGCCCCAGGAACAGCCACCACAUAAUGCUCUUGACUAGAAUUAAAGCAAUCAGAGCUGUA